CUUCCCUUUAGAGCAUCACGCUCGAAACAAACACGGCCGGCUUCAUUUCAACUGCACCUGAAGGUGCUGUCUCCGGCCGGUAGGGUAGGGUAGGGCAGGGCAGGGCAGGGCAGGAUCGGCGAGGGGUCCUGUAUCCUGUCUGCCUGUUCCCCUGCCAAGCAUAUCACAUCACAUCAAUUCAGUCUGCGGACUACAUCCGGUGUCCUGUAUCCUGUAUCCUGUAUCGUGUAUCGUGUAUCGUGCCUUGUCAAGUCGUCCAAUUCUGGCUAAAUCAUCUUUCUCAGUGGCUUGUUCAGGCAUCUCGCCGACUUUGCCCGCCUGCAGUAGCAUUAAGGUUACUUUACAGAUUUGAUAACGAGGCGGGUAAGCAAUACACACACAUACACAUACACACACACACACACAGAGAGAGAUAGAACGUCAACCCACCGCGACAGACAGGACAGCAGCUGCUGCACUCAUUCAAUAGUCUCAAGGAAGAUGCGAUGCAUCCUUUCCGAGAGCGAGCCUCAAUUCGUCAGAUAAUACAAACUUGAUGGAACUCUGCCCCUGGAUCGCUCUGCUUACCUGCCUCUACCCAGGUACCCCAGCAGAUAAGCUUUCGCGGACGCGUCAAGAGUGCUGCAGAAAAAUAUUGGUGGCUUGGAGCUUGCACGUUUCUUUGCGACAGCUCCAGACCAUUCAGGAGCCAGUCAACUUUAGCUGUUCCCGUUGGCGCUGCUCCUGUGGUGCUAACGAAAGCUUCAACUUUUCCUGCCGAUUUGCCGUGCACAUUCUGGGGAAGACAUCGACUGAUCUGGAACAGGGCUUGUGGGAAGCCAUGUUGUUGGGAACCCUCCGGGCUUGGUGAUAUCGGCGCGCUGUCGACAAAAUGGGGCUCGUAUCAUCCUAUACGAAGAUAUCCUAGGUAAAGUGCUGGUUAGCCCGAGAUCCUGCAGAACCCCCCUGUCAAAGUAAGCAUAGGUACGGUACCGACUAUCGAUGGACCCUUAUACAUGUGCACUGCAGUGUAUAUGUUAUAUGACCUCGCUGCUCUCUCCUCGCUGCUCUCCCCUCGCUGCUCUCUCCUCGCUUUUGCUUUGCUGUGUUGCCUCUCCCCAUCUGUCGUUACCCGUUCUCACUCCUUUAUGAACGUUGCAAAUUCAAAUGAACAGCUCUAAUACCUCAUAAUAUGAUAUCUUACUCGGCUGAUACCAGUUGCAAGUGCACAAUGGUUGCAAAAAUGAGUUCUGCUCUCAGCGUACUGUUGUGGAUUUCUUCCUUCGCUAAGUCUGAAGCCGCGAUUAUUGUAAAGCGUGAUCUUGUGUUACCCUCAACUCUCCCAGGAACUUGGAGAUCUGAGGGAUGCUACAUCGACGUCGGCCGAACUCUCACAGGGGGUGGGUAUACGAACAAUACCGCAAUGACUGAUGAGUCUUGCAUUACAUAUUGUGAGAAGGCUGGCUACAUCUAUGCUGGUACUGAAUAUGCCGAGGAGUGCUAUUGUGGCAACAAACUAGCUGCAGGGUCUGGUCCAGCACCCACUACCGACUGCAAUGUAGCCUGCUCCGGAAAUGCAACUGAACCUUGUGGAGGCGGAAACCGCCUGAAUCUCUUCUGGAACGGCCAAACUGGACCAACAACAAACCCAGGCCCAGGACUCUGGGCAUUCUCAGGUUGCUAUACCGAAGGAACAACAGGGCGAACUCUUGACCACGGACUUGCAGUUGUUGGUGGCUCAAACAAUAUGUCCGUGAGUAACUGCGUGGCGGCUUGCCAAACGGCAGGAUACAGUCUUGCUGGAGUGGAAUACUCUGGAGAAUGCUACUGCGAUAAUGCUAUCUCCAAUGGCGGCUCACUUGCUCCAGAGGGAAUAUCUGGCUGUUCUAUGCUUUGCAACGGCAACUUUUCCGAGUACUGCGGAGGACCGUCAAGACUGGAUGUCUAUGACUUCAACAAGACUGUCACUCUCCUACCUUGGAAUACGACGAGCAUUGUUUCCUCCACGAGCUCAAUUGUGUCAACUUCCAGUACUCACUUGGCAGUGACAGCAACAUCUAUUGGUUCUUCAUCUCUUGCUUCUACUAUUGUCUCGACGGCGUCGUCAAAAAGCUCCACUCUGUCAACGAGCGCCAAAUCAUCAUCGGUCAUGUCAUCCAAGAUUUCCACUUCUACAAAGGUGUCGACAGUUUCAUCUACGGCACACUCAACGAGUUCUACGAAAUCAUCAUCAGGCUCCAGCUCCAAACAAUCAAGCCUAAGCUCGACGAAAUCUUCGUCGAUUUCCAGCUUAAAAAGCUCCAAGGCAUCAACUUCAGUACUGACUAGUUCCAAUUCCAAAAUUUCUUCAUCGUCAUUGGAAACAGCAGGAAGCUCGAGUUUGUCUAGCUCCGUGUCUCUCAGCAGUAGCCGAAUUCAGGUAGCUUCUUCAUCAUCCUCGACAGUCUCAAGCUCUGCUACUGCUUCCCCAACUCUUCAGAACAAGCCUACAGUAGGCUCGUACAACUACUAUCAAUGCCGUACCGAAGGGACUGGCGUGAGAGCUCUCUCAGGUGCCGCAUCCGCAAAUGAUCUCAUGACGAUUGAGAUGUGCGCGGCAUCAUGUGCUGGGUUUACUUAUUUCGGAACAGAGUACGGACGAGAAUGUUACUGUGGAAAUUCAUUUGGAACGGGAUCAGCCGUAGCGCCAAGUACGGACUGCUCGUUUACCUGCGGUGGAAAUGCUUACGAGUACUGUGGAGCUGGAAACCGACUCACAGUUUAUGUCUUGAACGGAACAACUCUUCCUUCCACAUCUUCUGUCUCGUCAUCUUCAACCAAAGUACCGACAGGUGUUUCGUCGACAGUCUCUGUAUCAAGCUCAAGCACCUCACCAGCUUCUACGGGCUUCCCAGCCGGAUGGACGGCACAAGGAUGUUGGGUCGAUGGUUUGAACGGCCGCAUAUUGACGAAGCAACAACCCGACAAUGCACAAAAUACUCUAGAAUCCUGCGUUCAGACCUGUGCUAGUCUCGGCUACACCAUUGCAGGCGCCGAAUACGGAACUGAAUGCUACUGCGACAAUUUUGUUUACAAUGGUGGAGCUCUGGCUGCUGCUCAGACAGACUGCAACAUUCCAUGCCCAGGUAAGUCUUCUGAGAUGUGCGGAGCUGGUGGAAGAUUAUCUAUGUAUUCCAAAGGAACUCCGACAGUUUAUGCCGCGCCUGCUCCUCAGAAAGUGGGAUUGCCGACAGGAUGGGGCUAUGCAGGAUGCAUCCAAGAUAAUGUUCCAUCAGCUGAAGAUCCCAAUGAACAGCUUUACACAUUCCCAUACAAAGUCUGGGAUGAUGCGUCCGGGAAUACCCCCGAGAAGUGUAUCACCAGAUGCCAAGAAUUUGGCUACAACGCUGCCGGUUUGGAAUAUGGUUCACAAUGCUUCUGUGGAGACGUGGCAAACAUCCAAGUCGCAUCGGCUCCUUCCACAUACACAAAUCCUAACUCGGUCCAAUACUACACCAGAAGCUCAGCGCCGAUCACGUACCCAGACUCCUCCUGUGCCGCUCUCUGCACCGGGAACAGCUCCUACAUUUGUGGCGACGGCUCUAAACUCACAUAUUAUACCUGGCAAGGUGCAACACCUCUCUACAGCUGGGGUAUUCCAACUGGUACCGAUGCAGGACAAUACUCACUUCUCAUUGGUGGUGUUGUCGUCCCUCUCAUCGUCUCCCAAGUAGUGACAGGAAAAGUCACCUUUGUAGAGAAGAAAGGCACUGGCGAACCAAACGGAACUGGAGCCUACGAAUUGGACCUCUCACAAAUAAAUGACUUCUCCAAAGCCUGGAGGGCUAUGAAUGGACUCCAAACUGACGUCUUCUGCGCGGGUGGUCUUACCCUACCUGAUAAAGUUGGUAGGCAAUUGACAGUUGGAGGAUGGGCGGGAGAUGCUAACUACGGAAUUCGUCUGUAUUGGCCUGAUGGAUCGGAUGGAGUGCCAGGUACCCAUGGCUGGGUUGAAGACCCGGGUGUUCUCUCCCUGCAAGUUCCUCGCUGGUAUCCCUCAGCGAUGAUUAUGGCCAACGGCUCCAUCCUCGUCGUCGGCGGCGAAAUCGGUCAAAAUGCCGCUGAGCAACCGAAUCUGGAAAUCCUGCCACCAACAGGAGUGAAGGAUCCAAGCACAACAAGUGGCUACUCAAACACAACUGUGUAUCUUGACUUCCUUGACCGAACCGCACCCUUCAAUCUCUACCCCUUCAUUGUCGUCCUCAAAUCCGGCAUCUUCAUCGCCUACUACAAUGAAGCUCGCAUCCUCGAUGAAGUAAAUUUUGAAACCAUUAAAACACUGCCCAAUAUGCCCGGAGCCGUCAAUGAUCCUACCGGGGGUCGAACCUACCAGCUCGAAGGCGCAAUGGUCAUCCUUCCCCAACACGCACCAUAUACGGACCCAGUGGGCGUGCUGAUCUGCGGUGGCUCAACCUCAGGAGGCGGCUACCCAAUCGACAAUUGCGUUUCCACUCAGCCCGAAGUCGCAAAUCCAACAUGGACAAUCGAACGGAUGCCAUCCCGUCGAGUUCUCCCCUGCAUGGCCGGCCUCCCAGACGGCACCUACGUGAUUCUCAACGGUGCUGAACACGGCGUUGCUGGAUUUGGUCUCGCAGGAUCACCUAACCUGAACGCGGUCAUCUACGAUCCCUCUAAACCAGUCAACCAGCGCAUGUCUAUCAUGGCAAACACGACUGUGGCGCGUUUGUACCACUCCGAAGCUACAGUCCUACUUGAUGGCCGCGUGUUGGUGUCUGGCUCUGAUCCGACCGGGCAGUACGUGUCACCCGCUGACUCCUUUCCCGAGGAAUACCGCGUGGAGGUCUUCUCGCCGCCAUAUCUCCUCUCUGGCCUUCCUCGGCCAACAUUUACGAUAACCAACAAGGACUGGUCAUAUGGACAACAAGUUACCUUCACGGUGUCCUCAGCUGCAAACAUCAAGGUUUCACUCCUGGGAUCUGUGGUCUCGACGCAUGGUAAUGCUAUGGGUCAGCGCACGAUAUUCCCGGCUGUAACGUGUACAGGUACGACGUGUGUUGUUACUGCACCGCCAGAUGCACAUACCAGUCCGCCUGGAUGGUUCAUGAUGUUUGUGCUGAACGGGCCAACGCCUAGUGUUGGACAGUUCGUGAGGAUUGGUGGUGAUCCUGCGGGGUUGGGCAAUUGGCCAAACUUGCCUCCAUUUGAUCUGCCUGGCUUAUAGGUGAGAUGCUUGGAGGCGGUGUUUACAUAUAUAGGCGGAUGGAUUAGCUAUAUCGAGAUAUCGAAGUGGUAAUUUUAAAGGCUUGGAAAGCUAGCCGGUGGUCUUUUGUCUAGAUAGAUAUAAUAUCUGUAUAUACUAAUGAGCUUUCUUUGAUACAGCCGUGUUCGAUCAAGCUCAAAAGAGGGUGUUUAUAAGUUGUUUGGUCGUUCAUGUUCUCCUCUCCACGCUAGAGAACAUGCAAAAGUGAACGAGAUAGAACUAAGCGACGUACCAACAGCUUAGUUACCGCCCCAACUAGGUUCAACAAAGCAAUCGAACUGC
This is a messenger RNA of Cadophora gregata, 5521 nucleotides long. RefSeq lists its product as uncharacterized. The transcript has 8 exons. The record is from RefSeq and is a predicted model, not a curated record. The coding region runs from base 1172 to 5200 and encodes 1342 amino acids. Lineage: Eukaryota; Fungi; Ascomycota; Leotiomycetes; Helotiales; Ploettnerulaceae.